AACAGUCCCUCUCUAUCAUCUUUUUCUCACCCCUUACUGUCAAUAAUGCUCUUCAUUCUGAUUACUUCUGUCAGCUCCAUUCCCUGAAUUUAGACACCAUAAUCCCACCAAAAGUCACGAAAAAACAAAGAGAGAGAAAAAGAGAAAAAAAGUUUACAAGUCUUCCCAGAAUUACAGUAUUUGGUAUUUGAAUUCACAUAUUUUCUUCGAAGAACCAGAUUGCUCUGUUUUUCCCCCUUUUUGAAGAUGCCAAGACCUGGCCCACGGCCCUAUGAGUGUGGUAGAAGAGCUUGGCACAGUGAUACACACCAUCGCAUUAGAGGUUCUCUAAUUCAAGAAAUCUUCAGGAUUGUGAAUGAGGUUCAUAGUUCAGCCACGAAGAAGAACAAAGAGUGGCAAGAGAAUCUGCCCAUUGUGGCCUUGAAAGCUGAAGAAAUUAUGUAUUCUAAAGCCAAUUCUGAGGCUGAGUAUUCAGAUCUUAAAACUCUUUGGCACCGAGUAAACGAUGCUAUUGACACUAUAAUUCGAAGAGACGAGAGUUCGGAAACUGGGGAACUUUUGCAGCCUUGUAUUGAAGCUGCUCUGUAUUUGGGCUGCACUCCGAGAAGGUCAUCCAGAAGUCAGCGAAACGACACGCCUAGAUACUACCUUAGGCCUGAUGCUCCAGACGCCAUCUCUGUUCCACCGAGCAAUUUGGACAGCAAACUUCUUGGCAAUUAUACAUCGAAAAGCCAACUGAUGUUACAGUAUUCAAAACUUAUGACCUCUACCGCCAUAAAUUCCACAUUUUCCAGCUCGAAUGUUGACAGUUUAGUUGUCCAAAACAGAGAUUAUGAUAGCAUGAAAUUUCCCAUUUUACCAAAGAAUUUGAUUCCCAGUAAUAACUACCAAAGUGCGCCAGUACAAACUUCGUGGCCAGUUUAUCCAUUGUAUUAUGCAGAUCAACUUCAAUUUGAUGACCCAAAGCUUAGUUUAAAGAAGCCUUCCAAUUCGUAUUCUCACCCCAAAGAAAAUGAUAUCAGUGCCAUACAAAACCAUUCCUCUUUUGAACAAGAUCCUCCUAACAUUAAUUUACCAGUCGAAUUCGAUUCUAUUAAUCCUUCUGAAAUCCAAUGUGAUUUGUCAUUGCGGUUGGGCUCUCCAGCUGUUUCAUGCAAGAGUAUGGAGAAUGGUCGUCCCCGAGAAGAGGAAAAUGGUAAUUUGGACAAUACUCGAGAGGGAAGAAGCAAGUUAAGCGAGGAUUUCUCAUUCUUGAUUCAGACUAAGAACGAGCAAGUUUGUUGGCAGUUGAGCCUCAAUUCAAUGAAUGAAUGAGCAUUUGCCUCGAUGAAUUAACUUAGAUUUCUUUAGUUUAAAAUUUUAUAAUUACAAGCCAGGCUUGUACUUUUCUUGCAAUCUUUGCGGUAUUUUGCAUGUUUGAAAUCCCUUGAGAUGACAAAUUACUAUAAAAUAGUGCAACUUCCAUAUGUUUUUCGUAA
This is a messenger RNA of Olea europaea var. sylvestris, 1478 nucleotides long. RefSeq lists its product as uncharacterized. The transcript has 5 exons. Gene Ontology annotation, biological process: regulation of DNA-templated transcription. Lineage: Eukaryota; Viridiplantae; Streptophyta; Magnoliopsida; Lamiales; Oleaceae. Gene Ontology annotation, molecular function: transcription coregulator activity. The coding region runs from base 247 to 1314 and encodes 355 amino acids. The record is from RefSeq and is a predicted model, not a curated record.